This is a messenger RNA of Juglans regia (Persian walnut), 1715 nucleotides long. RefSeq names its product AT-hook motif nuclear-localized protein 24-like. Gene Ontology annotation, molecular function: minor groove of adenine-thymine-rich DNA binding; DNA-binding transcription factor activity. NCBI's taxonomy places the organism in Eukaryota, Viridiplantae, Streptophyta, Magnoliopsida, Fagales, Juglandaceae. The record is from RefSeq and is a predicted model, not a curated record. Bases 574 to 1455 code for a protein of 293 amino acids. Gene Ontology annotation, biological process: vegetative to reproductive phase transition of meristem. Gene Ontology annotation, cellular component: nucleus. The transcript has a single exon.
GAGAGAACGUGGAGUGCUGGGUGAAACAUAGGGGGAAGGGAGAGAUCAAAGAGAGAUGUGGGGACCCAUCCACCGCCCCUAAGCACGCAGUCUUACCGAAACCAAACCCAUCUCUGAUCUAUUUUGUCAAUCUAACCCUAACCCAACACCAUCCCCUAGAUCAAGAAGAGAACCCCAAACCUAUCCUAAUUCCCUUCCCUCUUCAUCUCUCCCAAACUCUCAACAACACCACCAGGGAAAGCUAGCUCCCCUAAAAGAUGGCAGGUUCAGCUAUGAAUUUGGUGGAUGACAUCAAAGGUCCACUCAUUCUCUCCUUUAUGUUGAAGGCUCGUACUACUUAGUUCAUUAAACUAGAUAAAGGAAGAAGAAAGAAAGCAACAACGCUAGAAAAGGGAAACAUCUGAACGUUGUCUUAUUAUUUAUUCCCUCUUCUGCUCCCACUUUCUUUCCUUUGCUUUUGAAUUGUAGAACCAAUAUUACUCCUUUGUCUUUCCAUUUUUGUGCUUAGCGUCUGUCUAAGGAAGCUAGUGAGGAUCUUGAGAUAAGAAUUGAAGCUACAAAGUCAAAUAUCGAAUGGAUCCAGUUACAGCGCAUGGCCAUUCUCUUCCCCCUCCUUUCCACACGAGAGAUCUUCAUCUACAUCACCAUCAACAGCAGCAAUUUCACCACCAACUGCAAAAUUCAGAAGAUGAGCAAACCGGCAGCAGCGGCCUAAACCGGCCCACAAAACGAGAGCGUGAUGAAAACAACAACAUCAAUACCUGUGAAGGCAACGAACUCGUUGUGGGUCCCGGAGAUGGAGAGAUCACAAGGAGAGCCCGUGGAAGACCGGCCGGAUCUAAGAACAAGCCAAAGCCACCGAUCAUCAUCACCCGCGACAGCGCCAAUGCUCUACGCACCCAUGUAAUGGAAAUAGGUGAUGGGUGUGAUAUUGUUGAGAGUGUUGCUACCUUUGCCAGGAGACGUCAGAGAGGUGUCUGCAUAAUGAGCGGGACUGGCACGGUCACUAAUGUGACUCUCAGGCAGCCGGCCUCCCCAGGUGCAAUCGUGACUUUACACGGUCGGUUCGAGAUCUUAUCUCUAGCCGGCUCAUUCUUACCACCACCAGCACCACCUGCGGCGACAGGCUUGACUAUAUAUUUAGCAGGAGGACAAGGACAGGUGGUAGGAGGUAGUGUUGUCGGGACGCUAAUUGCAUCCGGACCGGUUGUGAUCAUGGCAGCCUCGUUUAGCAACGCUGCAUAUGAAAGGCUUCCUCUAGAAGAGGAGGAGACUCCGCUGCCAAUGCAAGGGAAUAAUAUUGGGUCUCCAGAUGCCGUUUCUCAGCAGCAGCAGCAGCAACAGCUUUUGGGAGACGCAAAUACGCCUCUUUUUCAUGGCUUACCGCCUAAUCUUCUCAACUCCAUUCAAUUGCCAAACGAGGCAUAUUGGGCUACCGGCCGCCCUCCAUACUGAUCACAACAUUAUCAUUGAAGGGCAUACCAGGUUUUUCACUUUCACAUUCAUCAGCUCUUCACCUUUCCCAAGACAUGAUCACCAACAUUGUAGCUACAAAGUUUGUUUGUUGAGCAUUGCAGGCUUUUACUACUGUUUCUUUUCUUAAUUAGCUUUCUUUUUCUUUUUCUGUCUCGCAUUUGAUGAUCAUUAGAUUAUGUGUUUACAUGUUGACAUGAAGGACUGUAAAUUCAUGGAUUCUUAGAGUGAUUUUGAUGUUA